Aureobasidium uvarum is the source of this 450-nucleotide messenger RNA. The record is from the annotation of a GenBank genome assembly. NCBI's taxonomy places the organism in Eukaryota, Fungi, Ascomycota, Dothideomycetes, Dothideales, Saccotheciaceae.
UCGGAUGUAGAAGAGCCCACCAGCCCCGUCGCCGCCGCCGAGGAGGUCGAAGUUGGCGCCGAUGAGUCCGCCCAGAGCGGUUCCAUGUCCGUCCUCGACGCCCUCAAGGGUGUCCUCAAGAUCUCUCUGAUCCACGACGGACUUGCCCGCGGUCUCCGUGAGGCCUCCAAGGCCCUCGACCGUCGCCAGGCCCACAUGUGCGUCCUCAACGAGGCUUGCGAGGAGGAGGCCUACAAGAAGCUCAUUGUCGCUCUCUGCGGCGAGCACAAGAUCCCUCUCAUCAAGGUCCCUGAUGGCAAGCAGCUCGGCGAGUGGGCCGGUCUCUGCCAGAUUGACCGUGAGGGUAACGCCCGCAAGGUCGUCAACUGCUCUUGCGUCGUCGUCAAGGACUGGGGUGAGGAGUCGCAGGAGCGCUCCAUCCUCCUCAACUACUUCCAGACCGAGCAGUAA